Molecule: messenger RNA, 14078 nt
Organism: Hydractinia symbiolongicarpus
Lineage: Eukaryota; Metazoa; Cnidaria; Hydrozoa; Anthoathecata; Hydractiniidae
Exons: 12
Coding region: 10061-14047 (1328 amino acids)
Biological process (GO): regulation of barbed-end actin filament capping
Cellular component (GO): nucleus; cytoplasm
Molecular function (GO): protein binding
Source: RefSeq, a predicted model, not a curated record
AUAUUAUCGCUAGUUAUAUUUUUUACAUAUAAUCAAUUUUAAAUAUCGUGGGACGUGUUAUGGAUUGCCAAAUACACUUUUUAUUCAUUUAUGUACUUUUAGAUAUCUUUAAAAUUAUCGAAAACAAGAAUACAGUCGAGUUAAAAAGACUUCUCUCAAUCCACCCAAACAUCGUCCAUAUGCGAGAUGAAGAUGAAAAUGCACAAUUGCUGUGUACAGCAAUUUUCACCAACGAUUCAUCAAUGGUGAACAUUUUCAUUGAAUAUGGAUGUGAUGUUUUGGCGUAACCUCGAUCUCAGGGCUCUUUUCUCUCUUUUUGAUAUAAGGACGGCGAGACAGAAAUAGCCCUGGCACUGGCUGGUGGUCUUACAAAUGCCGUCUUAAAAAUUAUGGUGGGUAACAUUUAAUAAUUUUGAGGAGGCGAAUGCGCAAUGCAAAACAAGAUGGCGGUGCACAAGGAAACAAAUGAAUUUGGUAAACUUUUUAAAAAACAUAUUUUUGGUACUUUUUUUCAAAGAUCUUUGUUGAGAAGGCAGGUGAAGAAUUUGAAAAGUUCUCACUUGAAACAAAAGUCACCUGUCUUUUUAUUUAUCGUCAAUAGCUUGCAAAUGCUCAUGAAUUAUUUAUGUUUUUAGCAAUAUUAUAAAACAGGUAAAACGUAACAACGUUAAUUUUUUGAAAGAAGUCUUAAUACGUUGAUAUAGAAAUAAAAGUAUAAUCAAAAGUAGUUAAAUAUUAUACACAGCUAGCUAGUAGUUUAGUAGCUAAGUUUUUAAUGUCUAAGAACUCAUGUAAAAAUUUUUCCUUUUACAUCAAAUGAAGAAAAAUAUAAAUGCUGGAGGAACCAUCUCAGUGGACAUAAGCAGAAAGAAUCGGAUCCUUCGUCAGAACAAGCAGAACUUUAUUCAUAAUUUACGUCAAUGUUAUCACAAUCAACGCAAUGACACAAGUCGGUGCUGUUUAAACUAUGCGAUUUGCAAAUACAAAUUUUUGUUUUGCACUUUAAUUUUUUACGGUUGCAAGAUAUAAGUUGCAGAACCCCUUCUGGUGCUGGAAGACGAAUCAUCUAUUCAAUUUCCAAAAUACCAUCUUGAAGGAUCCAACCAUACCCGGUUGCGUUGGGAAUUGACGCAGUGGCGUCGAGAGAUCUCUUAAUUAUCGCCGCAACGUAAGAAACACGUUUGCAGUGAUAGAAUAGAGCGUCUCUAGUCGCAGGUAAUGGGUUAUGGGACUUAAGACCGUAUAAUUCACAUACAAAUUUUUCCAGCAUUGGAAACAGUGACGCAUCAAAUGUGAAAGAAUCACCCAGCAACUGAAAUGUCGUUGGUACUCUUCGUUAUUUUUCAGCAGUUGGAACGAUUUUUUUUACCAAUUCCGUGGAAAGCGCUAGUGUAGUCGUUUCCUGUGAAACAAUGGAUAGCAGGGAGUACUAGGCAACAAACCCUUGCCAACUUCGCUACGCAUAGAUAGAAUAUCAAGCAAUCUUUUUUCUCACGUACUCCAAUUUCCACAAGUAUCUUUAGCCGUAGCUGAUUCUCGAUAUACAGCGCAUAGAUCGGUAUAUCACUAUCGACAGUGUGGAUCAAACUGAUGAAUAAUUUUCUAAUUGAGCAUGAUUGGCACAUAUAAAAAGAACUUUGCGUCGGCUUCCUCUUGAUCUGUAGAUAGUGAAGUUUCUUCGUCGCACGUCACCUGAAAUGUAAAAGAUGGUAAAUACAUGCAUCAAACAUUUUUGAUAUAGUUCAUACAUACAAUAAAUGGGUGAACUUACCUGACCGCCUGCUUGACAUUGCAACUUAUAAAAGCAAGAUCCAACGUUUACGUAAAGGCAUUUUCAAAUGUAGUCAGCUUAACGUUUUCCAGCUGCUGCAACAACACCAUGCCAUCGAAUAUAUGUGCUGCAUCUGAGGGGGUGUCACAUUAACGCAUUAAUAGCAUUUUGCGAAACAUGUUUAAUACUCAUCUACAUUUCAAACUAUUCCCGGAAAGACUACUUUUUCAGCUUAAGUUACGCUUUUUUUGUAAUGUACAGGUAGGACGAGGGGCCUUUUUCUUUUAAAUACCUAGACAGUUUUUUAAUGACUUUUAUCUAAAAUUUGAAACUAUUUGAUAAUUUAUAUGAAAUAAAUAAUUUUUACGUAAUGGCAUAUUUUGGUUUUAGAAGUAUACACCCCCUGAAUAUUUUUACAUUGGAAUGCGUGUGUUCGAUAUCAAAAUUCGAAAUGCGUUAAAUAUGGCGUCUUAAAGUAGUGUAAAAAGAAUUAUUUAUUAUUUGAAUGAUAUUUGUCGAAUGAAAUAAACUUAUUGUGUCCGGUGAAGAUUUUUUUGUUUAUUUUUAUCUAUAGUUUCAUUUUAUGUAGGUUAGAAAUUGUCCUAAAGUAUUGCAUAGUUUUCCAUUUAUUUAUGCUUUCAGCUACCUGACUAUUAGCGUACAGUGCAUUGUUAAAUUCAUUUCUUCACUAGUCCGGAGCAGUUGAAAACUCUCCGUCGUAUCAAGACCAUUAUAUAUUACGCCUCCGUUUCUAAAAUACAAAUAAUUUUUAAUCUCCGGAGAAGAAACACAUUAAGUGUGGUGAUACGAAUUAAAAAUUAUCAAGAAAGAUAAAACAUCCAAUAAAUUGUAUUAAUAUGUUUUUUAAGAACAUACGACACAACCUUGCUUACACACGUUUUUAUAACUCGCGCCGAUAAGUGAUAAAAGUAUACACAAAUUCGUAUGUAGCUACAUAAAAUAUUGCGUGCAUAGAAACGAGGCAAAUCUUGGUAAACAUUAUUCGCGUUCAUAUAAACAUGGAGGAAGACAAUACUAUGAGAGAUAUUUUGCUUAAAAUAAGUGAGGAAAAUAUAGAUUUAGUCUUCGAUGAAACUGAAGAAAAAGCGUGAGAGAAAACAUGGAGGGAAUGCCACCGUUUAAGAUAAAAGAAAUUAAAAUGCAUCGACAAAAAAGUGGUAAACAGCACGGUGUGGCAAUUAUUAACACUUAGGAGCGUGGCAGAAAGUUUAGGGAUGAACUAUACAUAUCUGCUGAUAGCAUUUUCACAUCAACAACUACAUUUGCUCCAAGUAAAAACAGAAUUUUUAAAGACUUAGUUAUGGUCAGCCCUGUAAAAAGUAAUGCUGACAAAAAGGUAUCCAUCUAACGUUAUAUGAUCCUAGAAUUAAUGAUAGUUUGUGUAACAUAAUUCCAAGAAUAUUAAAACUUAUGGUUGACAAACGGGUUGGUUUUGCUCAUUGUAUUGACAGUACACGAAAAAGAAAAAACAACAUUAAAUAUGCGAACUUUCUUGUUCGAUCUACAUUGUCACACCAACUACUACCGUUAGAACAUACCAUCAAGAUUGUUACUAAUAUUAAUAUAUCAAAUACUUCAAAUAAAUCAAAACAUACGAAACACAACCCUAUGAGUUUAUUGAUGUAAAUCCUUGUAUUAAUCCCAAAAGAUUGGGGUAAAUUAAAUCAACAUUACACACACAGCUAGCUGUUCAGUAAAGUCGUUUAUAGUAUCAUCAAUUAGUUUUUCUUUUAACAUUGAAUUCAUCAGGAGUGAGAAAAACCAGGUUGUUCUUCAGUGAUCUCAGCAGAAUCAGAUGAAGAACUUUCAUAUGUGCUUUCAGAAUCUGUUUCGACUACUGCAGGAAGUGCUCUUUUUUCGGACUUUUCCUUUUUUGUUUUUGUUUGAACGUAAAUAUAUAUGGCACAGAGCCAUUGAUUAAUGUUUUCCGUUCACAACCAAAACCUAAUUUUACACAGUGUACUUCAAAGUGGACUUCGCAUACUUUUGUGUUCUUGUUUACUGUGAACACAUCACACCUCCCCUUCUACGACAUCUUCAAAUGAUGCUUACCCAUUGUUUUCUCAAACUUGGAUCCGAUGGAAAUGAAAACAUUCAAAUGCCUGUUUAACUCUGGGUUUAUUAAGAGUAGAACUUUUGCAUAACAGUACGCAACAAGAGUUACCAGGUCGAGAGGUUGAUAUACUUGGAUAGAUUAAAUUAUGAUAAAUUUCUUGCUGACCUUUCUGAUUGCUACUCGCCAUCACAAAUACAUAUUCUUCUUUUACAAGACAAGUAUGUUUUUAAAUACAUUAUGAGUGGUUUCGUUAAGAAAAACCUGCAAUCCUUUAGAAAAAUACACAAUAAAAGAUCAUUCACAACGCAUAAAAGUAUCACACUCUGUAUUUUUAGUGUUUACAAAGUUUACUAAGAAGUGCCUCGUUUUCAUGCCGAUGAUGUAAUCUAUAAUUUAAAUUCGGGAAAGGUGUAUUAGAACUUAGUCUUAAAUAGAAGGUUAAUUUUCAGACAGUUAAAACACAUUGCCACGCAACACGGGAUUUCAGGAAAAAUACUAUUAUUAAUUUUUAUAAGAGAAAAACCUAUGUGAAGGAACAUCUUAAGACACAAAAUAAUUUUUUCACUUGAAAUUCAAACGUUAACGUUCAAUAAAAACAAGUUCCAUACUAAUAUCAAAGUAAUUUAUUAAUUUCUUAGCGAAGGUAAAGUCUAGAAGGAUCAUAGAUUGCCUUAAAGAAACCACAACUUAACUCUCAUGUAGAAUCCAUCACCCUCUCCAUCUUUGUCGUAACGCAGUGACUUGCAUUAGGUUUUUAACACAUCUGAGUGUAUUUUGAAUGCAAAUUAUUAAUAGCUAAUUACAUUUUAACUUUAAAAACGAACAUUUUUAAAAUGAUCUUACACAUCAUUUUAUAUGCAUUAAAGAUGUCGUUUUUGCUAAAAACCUUUUCCUUACUUUAGCUUGUUGCUUUUAGUUAUUUUCUACCCAAUAUCGAUAUGGCGUAUUGCAACGCAACAUCAAAAGAGUUACUGGGGAAAUCUACUUAAACAAAUGAAACAUAAUUGGUUAUAAAAAUUCUGAUGACGCUAUGUACAAGAAAGUUCUUCUUGCGAGUUAAAUUUAAUUUCUCGCUCUGGCUAACUUGUGUUAAAUAAAAAUUUUAUACAACAAUUAAUUCACAUUAAGUCAUCUUAAGAAUCAAGGUAUACUUAGUGGAAACUAUUAUUACUCACUUCAACCCAUAAAACAAAAAGUUAACCCAUGAAACAAAAUGUUGACCCAUGAAACAAAAUGUUGACCCAUGAAACAAAAUGUUGACCCAUGAAACAAAAUGUUGACCCAUAAUCCAAACAGAUCUUAACAAAUGUCUGCCAGCCUCCAUCAAUAAAUGUAUUAUAGGUGAAAAAUGAAGCGGAUGUUGUAGAAUAAAAAUUUAAUCCAAUUUAUGUACGCAAACUUACAAUGGCUUCCGAAAACACUUACUACGCGCAAAGCCUUCUGUUAGAAGUACAUAUAAAUUUAUAUAAAAAAAUAUAUAAUGAAAAAAUUAGAAACAUUUCAUUCUAGACUGGAAUUACGAAGACUGCCGAUCGUUAGUGUUUAAUUCAGCGUAAAUAAGAUUUUUAUUUCUGGAUUUGGGUGUUAAUGAAUUCCCCAUCUAAAAGAUAUCCAUGCAAUAGCUAAAUAAACUUUUUGUAAAAAUGGCAACAAAUAACCGUAAAAACAAUGAAUUAUACCACCUUGUCACAUGAAAAUAAUUUUUGAAAAUGCGACUUAAAAUUUAAUGGUAUCUUCAAAUAUUAUUGAAAAUGGAUGAAAACUUAUUUGUUUUGUGAAGUGAUCUCUUGUUUGUUUGGAGAAGUCUGUCUGUAAAAAAAUAUUUUUGUACGGUAGACUACCUUUAAAGUAGUGUACAUUAUUAUAGAACGCACAGAAUUAUUGAAAGUAAGUGACACACUUAGGCAUUAAACACAUUACAUUUGACAGAUAAUUCCUGUGAAUGCAUAUUGGAAAGGUUUAGUAACUAUCUGUUUUAUGUUGAGAGAGGGGGUGCGCUUUCAAACUUCUUAAUGCAAAUAUUUAUUCUUUAAACAAUUCUUGUUCUUUCUUCUGAUCAGGCUUAUGCUACAAACAAGGAUGGUGAGUGUCUCAUGUUUUAAAUUUAAAAACGAAAAAAGUAUUAUUAACUGACACAUUGCAAUCACUUAAAUUAAAAACAUCUUCAUAUCUUUAAAUUCUUUAAAAUAGUGACGGAAAAGGUUUAAAGAGUUGAUUAGAAAAACAAUGCACCAUCCCCUUAUCCAUAAUCCCGAGAACCUCUAAUAUGAUUGUCGCAUGCAACAUGACUUUUUGAUUGACAUUAGUUUGGAAAAAAAAAUCUGCACUCUAUUAACCCUGUUAAUACCAAGGUGGGUAAAAUCAACCAGCCUGCUGUGUAUGUUGUAAAUCUUACUGUUUGAACUCAAAGUUGGUGAAAUUUUUCUUAACAAUACUCACAGCAACCUUCGUUCGCUCAUAAAAAAAGAACACUUUAACAUAGAUUGUUGCCGUAUUAGCAGUGUUGGUGUGUUAUUAGUUUUGUCAUUUUUGUUACUACCACUCUUAAAUGUUUAAAGAGGACAUAGGUCACUAUUUUAAGAAAGUCCUCAUCUCUUUAAAUUCCCCGAAAGGACGUCAAGUUAAAUUAAGAGCACUGGAUAAAACUUUAAAAUUUUAUUAACUGACGGCUAAUUGGUAAUAUAGGGUAGUUAUUAUUUUGUGUUGUGUUUACUUUCAUGUACAGUGGACUUUGCACCAAAAUUACGUCAAUUGUUAGAAAGAUAAACAAGUGAAUCUGCGUGCUUAUUUACUCAAUAUACAAACUAAACCUAAAAUAAAUCUGGUAUGUUUACAUGAUGUGAAGUGCUUGCGAGCGUUUACGCAAUUUUAUUUGUUAGUGUUUAAAUUACGGUAUUUAAUUGUACAUAUUCAAAUUUCAAUCAUGUUAGAAUAAUUUAAAUCAAGAGGAGGUAAAACGUAUGUUUCAUUGCCUAAUUUGUGUGUCUGACUAUUAUUCGGUAGUUUACAAUUUCUCUCUUUAUUUCGUACGAUGUACAGUCCACACUGAUAGCAAACCAUAAACCUUUGUCAUGUUAUUUGCACUUUUCUAUACAAUAUAAAGUUAUUUAAUCCAACCUUGUUUUCCCAAGAACGGAUUUACAGAAUUUUCUGAUUAAACUAUGUUUACAUCCAACGCUCUUAUUGUGACUUUGACGGAAAACGACAUGUUCAAAUGAUUUUAAAGGUAGAGACAAAAGGUAUGGUAAAGUACAAAUUUUCUAUCGAUUUCUUAUUGGCUUAAGAUAAUGUCAAAAUAUAUCAUUGAAUGACACUAAUUUCAAUGUAACUAGAAACAAAAACAGAUGAUAUCUCAGAGGCACAAAGUUUAAUUACAUUUGUCUGCGUGUUAACUUUCUUACGUCUUCUUACUUUAUAUUUAACUUAAUUUUAUUUCAAAUUUUGUCAUUCAGAGCGCCUCGCAACAUUAAAACAACCCUAACCAGUUUUAAGCAAUGAAACAAAGCCAAGCUUAUUUUUCAAUAAAUAGAGUACAAAAGCCAAUAUAUCAAACAAGGCUUAGAAUUUAGGAACUUUGAAUAUGAAACAACAGUAAUUUGUUUACUCAAACAACACCAACAAUUUCUGGACAUAUAUGGAGAUAUAAAGUUGCCAAUAAUUAAAAUGUGAUUUCAUUUCUCUUUGCGCAUGCAAAGAGAACAAUAAAAUUGUGGUUGAGUGUGCAUACUUUAUUAAAUUUAAGGGCAAUUGACAGUGCAAGUUUUUAAGCAACACAGAAACUUUAAAGUAGAAAGCAGCCAUUUUGUUUUUACCAAGAUACUAAAAGUUUUAUUGCUCUUUUAAAUUGUAAGUAAUAUAUUAUUUCUCAUUUUGUUAACACUGUUGAUAUUUUUCAAUCAAUAAAAGUAGGAAAUACAUCCUGUUUAAGUCAAAGCAAGCAAGCACCAUCUACAUCAACAUGUUUCUCUGGCACUUACAUGUGUAAACUUCUGAUAGUUCAAGCCUUCUUGCUCAAAUGUUAUGUUGGUUUGUGUAUUAAGAUGUUUUGAUAAAAUAACUUCUGGAACUGUGCACCAUUUAAUAAUUUAAUCCAUGCUAAGUAAAAGAGAACGCCCUUACCUGACUGGUGUGGUUAGAAGAUGAAAAUAAACGUGUUUAUUAUCACAUGAUAUGUUUACAAUCAAUUAUGGUAAAAUACAAUGUCUCUGAAUGAUUAUAUUUCAAAGUUCAUUUCAAAUUUUUACCAAAAUGACCACAUGCAAACACAUCAUCACUAUUUAAUUGUCUUCGACAUGGACUUUUGUAAGAUUUAUCAACAUAUUCGUAACCAAAAAGGGUCACAAAAUAUUGUAUUAUAAAUUUAUCCUGAAGAUUUUUAAAUUUCUUCACCUUCUUGUCUUUAAAAUUUUGACUUUUUUUCCAAACUUGAAUCAAAUCUAAACUGAUGGAGUUCUUGCGAAAAAUGUAGGCAGUCUAAAGGAACUCAAGAUGGAGUUGCUUUGUAUUGUGAUUUUAACUUAAGAAAAUGCUGAUUAAUAUGUGUAAAAUUUUAGUAAAAAAGUGUGAUGUAUUGUGAAAUAAGGAAAAUUUGAUGUUUGACAGUCAUGUUACUUUUUUUAAUGCAGAAAGUUGAAUAGGUUAUACAACCCCUAGGGGCAGUUUACCUUUCACCAAGAAUUUGGGGCGCUGAGGUGACAGCGUUGAAAUGAUUUUGAGAAGGUAAACAAAAGAGUAUAUGAACUUUUUUAACAACAGAAGAAGAAACACAUUUUCCAAAGUUUACAGCCACAGAAAAAGUUCUUAAACAUUUAGUAGCACUGUCGGUCAAAUAUCAGUUAGUUUAGCUGAAACAAGCAAUUGAUAAUUUUUAAACGAUUUAAUCUUCUGAGAUCCUGUCAUGGAAAUAAUAACACUGUAAUACUAAGGUAUUAAAAUUAAUUGGGUCAAGAGUUUAUUAAACACGUCUGUUGUCAUAAAAAAGUUUAAGAUUACUUUAAAGCAUAAAAAAAGAGAUCUGGAAAUGAACCCUGAGGAAAAAUGUUCCUCUUUUUAUGAUUUUUUGACACAGAAUUCCAUAAAAUUCCUGCUGCUACGUGUUGAUAUAAAGCUCAGUAUUUUCAAGUUUUGACACAUUAACCUACUACUUCACCUCACUUCACUACACUGUUCUUGCAUUUUGACUUGUUAGUAACAAAAUAGAAUAUGCAAAAAGAAGAACAUUAUCACUUAAAGUAAGUUCUUAAACAUAUUUCAAAUUUCAUUUUUAAAUGAUGACAAGCACUUUUCUUCAUUUUAUGCCUGUUUAAAUGAUCAUUUCUUUUUGAUAAUUUAAAAAGUUUUCUUGAUUGAUGAAUGUGUAUUUCAGCCUUAAGAGACUAAAGAAGCGUUUUCUCAGUUCAUUUGAGGUUUAUUUUAAUUUCAAAUUGUUAUCUCCCAAAAUAGAUAUUAUUUGGUAAUUUUAUUACGUCUGAAGUUUUACAAUCAAUAUGACUAAGGGGCUACAACACCCCUAUAGGUUUUAAAACAAAGGGCGAUUUUUAAACACUAAAGGCAAAAGCAACAUGAUUUUUUUACUUUAUGUAAAAAAAUCAUGUCCUCUAUAUAAGCUCUGUCUAUAUUUUAGACAUCAUUUAAUCGAUAUAGGAACUUUGCUUUUAAAUUCAUCCUUCUGUAAAAAAGAAUUAUCAACGUUUUUGGUUUCGCCAAUGCAAUCCUGUUUCGAACAGUAUUGGUUUUAAAGAUUCAAUUCACCUGAAGCUCUUCAAAGUUAACCUCAGUAUGGAUAACUUUUCCAUUUUCUUGAGUAGUUUAGAAGCCGGUGAACUAACUAGGCUGAGAAGAAAAUUUUGAAUGUUCUUGUUCAUUACUUGAUUGGUAAUUAUUGCGAAGAUUGAUUGUCGUAUGACCCAGCAAGGGUAAUUGAAAAAGCAAUGAGCAGUAGCAAGAUAAAUUAUGAACAACUAUGGAUGGCCUACCAAAUUUCUGUCAAUUUUCAACAAUACAAAUAGGAAGGAGAAAUUUUUUGCAGGGAUCUAUGGGAAAAAAACGGUGAUAGAGUGACAAAAAUAUUUAAUAGAGAGGAUAGAAAAGAAGAUGCUGUUUUGGACUGUAUUUCUGAAUGGCUACAUCAUACCAGUUACAGUGAUGAAACAAAAGCAGCACUCGAAAAAGUCAAUGAAACCUUAACGGAAAUUGGUACUCUAGGUCUUCUGAUGGACAUGAGUGAUUUGCAAAAGCAUCCUUUUCACCAUAUCAAAGCUGAUCCAAUUCCGUUGGAGAAAAUAACUCGGAAGGAAAUAUAUGAAAAGAUAUCAGCAAAUGCAAUCACACAUGCGAGAGAAAUUGCACAUUUUCUACUCCCGUACAAUCAAAUAAAUACAAUUUAUGAAAAUUAUCCCAAUGACAUUCAACGUGUUUUACUGACCGUGUUAAAAACAUGGGAUGUCUCAACGGCAACUCCAAGCUGGUGUCAUUUAAAAUCUGUUUUGGAACUGUUUUCCAUGGAAAGACUAAUACAUGAAAUUGAAGAUGAAAUACUGAGGGGCUGUACUGGUUCUUCUUCUGUCAACACACCAAGGGCUCGCACACACAAAGAUUUUGAGGGAAAUAUAAUAUUGACAUUAACCUCCCCAAUACCCAACAUAACCAUUCAACGUCAUUCAGAAGAAGAAAUUAAGAAUCUUAACAAAAAUUUAGAUUUUAUCACAGAACAAUCGUCUGAGACAGAGAUGAGGAUAAAAAUUUUCAAAAUGAAUGGCAUUCUUAUUGACAAGUUGGAAAUAACAACACUGGAAGAUCCUAAAUUACAAAUUAUGAUACCAAUAGAAGAGACUCCUCAUGUUCACACCAAUAAAACUAUUAAAAUUGUGACGCAUGGUUAUGCAGAUAUUUUAGAAUUUAUCGAAAAGAUACAAAAUGUCGUGGAACCUAGUGCUAAUAUAGAAUACAUUUCUAAUGGAGGAGAGCAUAGAACAACCGUUACACGGGAGAAAUGGUAUAGGUUAUGUUGGAAAUAUCUCCGUGUGUAUUUUUCUUUAAAAAAUGCAAAACACAUAAUAGAAGCCAUACAAUUUCCACCAUACAGAAAGGGAAACAAGAUAUCUGAGUUGGCUUACCUACUCAAAAACGCUUUAAUGGAGAAAGAAAAAGUUGGUGUCAUCACAAAUUAUAAUACUGAUGAUCAUCUAGAAUUUUUAAAGAAAGAUAGAAUGUCAAAUCUUAGAAAUUAUCAAAAAAGAAUACUAGUUAUUUAUCCUAACCCUGUAAUUUUCUUUAACAUCAGAUAUACAGAAUCUGAAAGUUUAUGUGAUCUGGAAGACGAAAUAAUGGCUGGCGAAGAUGAUAUCAAAUCCUUGCUUCUUCUAAACAAAGGCUUGCUACGAGAUCAGAAGAACUAUUUUGUUAACAUUAUUGCAGCACCAAAUAUGGACGAUGGUAAAAAUUCUUUACCAUGUGGAGAAUGUCAUAUCCUGCACAAAUGUGAUGUAUCAAAUGUAAAACAACUAAAAGACUACUUUACCAAAAUCUUACUAAGACUACUUCAAGACGUCAAAAAUACCGAUAGAAGCAAUUCAACAUUUAUGAAAGUAUUAAGCAACAUAUUUGGUUUUCUUGCAACAAGAAAAACGAUUAGAAGUCACGUACCAGCAAUAAACGCUAAUCCAGUCAAACAAAUUCAAUCACUGAUGCUGAAUACUGAACAGCUGCAAAUAUUAUACAGUGAUGAAAAGAAGAAAAUAAUAUUUGGUAAUUUCGGAUCUGGGAAAUCACUAAUAGCACUUUAUCAAAUUAAAGAUCUUGUUGAAUUUGCCGACAAAGCCACUGUAAUAUUAUACAUCUGUUGGGAAAUAAACAGUAUGUUUGUUAAUGACGUUCAAACAUUUGUUCAAACCAUUUCAACAAAUGAUUUAGUAAAAAUUCAUGUAUAUAGCAUUAUUGAAAUAUGUGCACAUUUAAAUAUUACAAGUGUACCUUCGUUAGCACUUCUCAUUACUGAGUUACUGCGAACGUAUGAAGAAACAUUAAUUCAUCUAAUUGUUGAUGAAUUUAAUGGUGAGCAGCUUAACCUUACUGCAGCGAAAGAUUUGAGAGAAACACUGACGAGAAAGGAAUUGACAGAUUCUUUCAUCACCAUAUUACCCCAUUCACUAAGUAAAAGACGCACUUUGGUCUACAAAGGAAAUGAAGAGCCUCACGAAAACUAUCGAUAUGACAAAACAGAUAUCAAGAUUUUUAAGCUAACUAAAUGUAUGAGAACGACAGAAAAUAUUUUUAAACUGAACAAAGCGAUUGAAGAUAUGUUAUGUGAAGAACGUACUAUAAUAUAUCAACCAAAACAGCCAAACGUAAUAAAAGCAAAAACACCAGAAACUGAUCCAAUUAAAACAAAUCCAUCGAGGAAUGAAGAAAAAAAGAAGACCAAAGAAUCAAGUGAACUAAACACACCUGAAAGUUUAUUUGAUGAAACUGAAAUCACGGUUAAAGACUCUGAAAGAACAUCAAUAAAACCUGGUGCUGGUGCAGAUAAUAAAUCGUCAAUCGAAACACCAAUUGAUUUAGACGUUUAUGCGGCGAGCCUAUCCAAAAUGCCACUGGAUAAGUCUAAGAAGACAGUAACUCAAUAUGACUAUCCUGAAACCAGGUGUAUUGGUCACAACAUAACAGGGAUCAUUCCAAGAUAUGUGACAUUUUUAAAUCAAAAGCAGUCACGCAUAAAACUAGAACAACAGUUGUUGCAUGAUUUAAUUUCACAGCUAGCUAUCAUACUUGAAAAUUCAUUCUCUUCGGUUACCACUAGACGGCUUGUUCUCUGCAACGAAUAUUUUCAUUAUCUUGUGUUGAAAAAUGUCCUGUUACUUCUUAACGUUAAUUUUAUCGAAUUUACCGAAUAUUCAGACUGGCAACCAAAAGAUAAGGAUGGAGUGCAUGUCGCUUUUCCUUUCGAGAGUCAAUGCACUUUGACAAAUUACGUUGGCUGUCGUGGUAAGGAAGCUGAUCAAGUUGUAAUGUGUAUUGAUCCAGCUGCUCGUAAACUUAAGCAUCUAGCGCUUGAAUGUAUGACCAGAAGUCACUCGGAGUUAAUUAUUCUUGGAAUCCAUGCUGGUAAGGCCGCUACAUUUUGUGAGAGAUGGUUACCGUAUUGGCUUCAGAGAUGGUGGUCAGGAGAAGAAUGCUUUGCUCAGAUAUUUGAUAAUAUUAGGAAAAAAAACCUUCUUCAAUUUGAAAAAUGGAGCAGUGUUUCCAUGGAUAAUGAUACCAACCUAACAUCCGAUUGUUGCCAAAUAAAUAUUUGUUCCAAGAAAUACAGAGAAUAUAUACAUUACCUAAAAGAAAGUGAGGUUACAGUUGUUGAAUCAAUGAGUGAUAAAGGCGUUGAUCUAACUGCAUUUAAACUGCUUCAAAGUACAGAAUCAGUUAAAAAUUUGAAAUGUUUAUACAAGAACGAAAGAGAAUGUUCUUUGGCUUGGAGAGCUGAAGGCUUUACUUAUAUUGUACGUGCAAAAGAAAUUGACAAUAACAGUGACUGGUAUGAAGUAUGUCGAACUCGUCAAUCACACCGAACAGUAAAGAACUUGAAACUGCGCUGCAACUAUAAAUUUUCCGUGACUGCUGUUAGUAAUUUGAAUCAUUCAGAUGAUAAAAUAGUCAAAUAUUUUCAUUAUGACAAGAAUUCAUUACAUGCUGUGAAAGAUCUCUUCAAAAUUAUCGAAAACGAAAAUACCGUUAAAUUAAAAAAACUUCUCUCAGUCGGACCAUCUCUCCAUAAUAUGAGGGAUGUAGAUGAUAAUACACCAUUGAUCUGGGCAGCACGUAACACCGACAAUUCUUUAAUGGUGAAAGACUUCAUCGAAUAUGGAUGUGAUGUUUGGGCAAUGAAUAAAUACAAAUCAAACGCUUAUCAUUUCGCAGCAGAGUUUAAUCGUCACACAAUAUUAGACACGUUAUGUCGUCAUGAUGUAACAAACAUCAACCGUGGAGAUGUUAACAACUGGACUCCAUUAUAUUAUGCUGCAUGUUGUGGUAACAUCUCAUGCGUUGAUGUUUUGUUACGUCAAAAUAAUAUUGUUGUGGCGGUUAAAGAUAGAUGGGGAAGAACUGCAUACGACAUGGCUGGAAAAGAGAAGAAUGCACAAAAUCGUGACAAAAUAAGAAGGAUGAUUAAAGAUUACGAAAUGUCAAAGAAAAAAUCGGAAGAUUGAUUUCAACACAAUCAACAAAUUUUUUUGUGAG